Molecule: messenger RNA, 729 nt
Organism: Penicillium macrosclerotiorum
Lineage: Eukaryota; Fungi; Ascomycota; Eurotiomycetes; Eurotiales; Aspergillaceae
Exons: 3
Coding region: 1-729 (242 amino acids)
Source: RefSeq, a predicted model, not a curated record
AUGGUGACAGGUAUGAGUGAUAAUCAAAUCCAAGAGAUCGCAGCCGAGCCUCAAGAAACCCGGAAUGAGCGUCUCCAGAUGAAGACCGACCUUGAACGACUUCAGGGAGGUAAACGUGCCCUAAGUAUUUUCAGUGCAAGUGGGUUGGAACCUAAUGCACCGUCUUUAUUCGACUCCUUCUGCCCCAAGCAAAACACCGAGUGCAUAUCUGGCCCAGCCGACGGUAGAGCAGGGGCCUCCAACAAGUUCUUCAAAUGCAAAUGUACGCAAAGAGAAGCCUCUUCUUCAUCGCUUUUCGGCGGAGUCUCUGCUGGAUAUCCGACUGGCAACUUGAAUACUACUAGCUCCCCGGUCAAUAGUCCAUUAUUUGGCAACCCAACUUCUGACACCUCAGCAAAGCCGCCUUCUCUAUUUUCUAAGUCUGCUGGUAGCCCUUUCGCUGUCGGUACUUUCGCUGUCGGUAGCACUCCUAAUUAUGCCCCAUUCGGUGCAACGGGAUUCGGCAAAGCCAAUGCUUCAGUUGAAGCUGGUAGAAGCUCGCCUGCCCCUACUGGCAGCCUUUUCAGAAACCAUUCUACCCAGUCUAGUACUCCCAAUAACUCGUCAACACUUUUUGGUUCUGGCGUCAGUGGAAGCUUUGGCCGGCCUACCUUCAAUUCUGCUAACGAAUCUGCGGAUAAAAAUGCACCGGCAAACAAGUAUCCAGAUACAAAGAACGCCUUCCAGUAA